Messenger RNA from Hemibagrus wyckioides, 5245 nucleotides. RefSeq names its product zinc finger and BTB domain containing 44 (gene zbtb44). NCBI's taxonomy places the organism in Eukaryota, Metazoa, Chordata, Actinopteri, Siluriformes, Bagridae. The transcript is spliced from 8 exons. The record is from RefSeq and is a predicted model, not a curated record. The coding region runs from base 866 to 2854 and encodes 662 amino acids. Gene Ontology annotation, molecular function: RNA polymerase II cis-regulatory region sequence-specific DNA binding; protein binding; DNA-binding transcription factor activity, RNA polymerase II-specific. Gene Ontology annotation, biological process: regulation of transcription by RNA polymerase II; positive regulation of gene expression.
CUUAGCUGGAGGUCAGCCAGAGCCUUUUGGGCUCGUCAGUCAAAGUAGAUAUCCUGAGGGCUACGCGAACGGCAUGCUGGGAUAGAAGAUGUAAACAUCAAGUGGCCCAGAAAAGGAGCUGCAGCUCCGAUACCUAACGCUUUUUUUCCCCCCCACCACCAGCUACAUUUACAAGGACUUUUCUCGGUACAAGUUAGUUAGCAGUUUGUUAACGACGUACAGGAAUGCGACAUUUUUUCCCGAAAGAGAGGGAGAGAACUCCUGUUGAAAGCGCAACACCAAUGAUACCAGUGCCGAGCUAGCUAGCACGCGCUAAUAUGGAUAGCUCGCUGGUUAGCUUCAUGCUCCCGUAAUAUUUUAAAUUUUUUCCCCACAAACCAUCGUGUUUACGCUGCUUUCGUUUUAAAAGUAGCCCAAUUUCCACCGGCGCCCUGUAGGUCAACGGCGCCGAUGGUGGUCGUCGUUAACCUGACCGAUCCGGUAUGAAAUUCAGAGUACUGACGAUUCACGUGAUUAAAUUUGGCAAUGUUUUGCGCCGGUGGCCCUUCCUGACGCAACCCUCUCUUUUUAUCCAGGCUUGGGACCGGCUGUCCCAGAAGUCACUGGACUGUGACCCCCAUGGUUAGAUUACUUCAAGCCUAAUAAUAAAUGAAUUAAAAAUUGUUGAUAUGUUUGAAACUUUCUGUAAGAAGUUUCUGUUUUCCGUGAUUGAAGAGACAAUGGUUAUAAUGCAAGUGAUUUUAUUCACAACUAGAUAAAAUCUAUGACAGAUUAGAAUUGUCAUUUUUGGCAGCUUGCUGUGAUUUAAGAAGAAGGAAACGCUUCAGGACAACUUUAGGAAAUCCAUCCUUUAUCUGCGACGAAGAUGGGAGUGAAGACAUUUACCCACAAUUCACCCAGUCACAGCCAAGAGCUGUUGGACAAGCUCAAUGCAUUGCGCAGCGAGGGCCACUUCUGCGAUGUUACAAUCCGUGUUCAGGGCCAGCUAUUCUCUGCCCACAAGGUGGUGCUGGCUUGUUGCAGCGACUUCCUCAAAGCUAAGCUCUCGGGGAAGCCAAGUGAUGAUGAGGCCAGCAUGGAGGACAAUAAGGCAGUUCUGGAUCUUCACCACGUUACCGUCGCAGGCUUCGCUCCACUGCUGGAAUACGCCUACACAUCCACACUAUCUAUCAGCACAGAAAACAUCAUCGAUGUCCUGGCUGCCGCCAGCUACAUGCAGAUGUUUGCAGUGGCCAACACCUGCUCGGAAUUCAUGAAGUCCAGCAUCUUGUGGAACUCGUCCCCAGCUUCCGGCAACACCGCCACUCUUCACCGGCCCCAGGAAGCUCCAGAAGGCGCCUCAACUUGCACUUUGACUCCGCUGGAUGCCCUAUCACCCUCGCCAGUAUCUUCAGAAUGCAGCGCACCUGAGCGGCCUGUCCCUGUGUGCCGCGAGUCACGCCGCAAACGUAAAGGCUUCGCCAGCCCACAGCCAACCUCCUCUUCCUCACCACAAGUUCCAAAUCCUUCACCUUCAUCGUCUUCCUUCCCAGAAAGCUCUGCUCAGACCCUGGAAUCCUCCCUCGCUUUUUCUUGGACUUAUCCAUUUGGUGUAGACCGCCGCUUCACUUCAGAAAAAGCCAAACUUCCCGAGGGGUUGCUGGAGUCUAGUGGGGCAUCCGGACAAGACGGAGGCAGUCGGGCACUGGUGGAGUACUUGUCCUGCGAGGGCCCUCGGGCACUGAGUGUGGGUGGUACAGCUGUGGUAGAGGAGGAAGAGGAGGACGUGCAGGUGAAGGUGGAGAGGCUAAGUGAUGAAGAGGCACACGAGGAGGCAUCACAGCCAGUCAGCGCCUCGCACAGCUCACUGACCGACCAGCAAACUGUGCCUGGCAGUGAGCACACCCAAGAGGAUCUGCUCAUCAGCCCACAGUCUUCAUCCAUUGACAGGAACGUCUCAGAUGGAACCCAGGGCUCCAUGGAUGAGGGGGUGACGGAGGGUCUUCAGUCCAUCCAGGGCACCCCGAACACCACCGGCCACAUGGAGGAGGACGAAAGGCUUGAAAAUGUCCAGUACCCUUACCACCUGUACAUCAGCCCUUCCACGCGCCCGGGACUCAAUGGGCCUGAGCGGCCGUUCCAGUGUCCUACAUGUGGAGUCCGUUUUACUCGAAUCCAGAACCUUAAACAGCACAUGCUCAUCCACUCUGGCAUUAAGCCGUUCCAGUGCGACCGCUGUGGGAAAAAGUUCACACGGGCCUACUCCCUAAAGAUGCACCGUCUGAAGCAUGAAGGUAAACGCUGUUUCCGGUGCCAGAUCUGUAGCGCCACAUUCACAUCCUUCGGUGAAUAUAAGCACCACAUGAGGGUGUCCCGCCACAUCAUCCGCAAGCCUCGGAUUUACGAGUGCAAAACGUGCGGCGCCAUGUUUACCAACUCCGGCAAUUUAAUCGUACACCUGAGGAGUCUGAACCAUGAGGCAUCAGAGCUAGCAAACUACUUCCAGACCAGUGAGUUCCUCCUCCCAGACUACUUGAGCCACAUGCAGGAGGAAGAGGAGGAGAACCUGGCCCAUUUUGAGAUGACCGAACAAUCCUUCGACGUCAACGCCGCCACCUCCUCCUCCUCUUCUUCCGUACAAACACCUGUCAUCUCCCAGGUCUCCUCAACCAUGAACUAUGACUCUCGACCCUCUGCCUCAAUGGCCCAGAAUUCACCAGGCUCUAGAGGAGGCCAUGGGAGUGAGGAGGGAACAGCAGGGGACGAGGCAAAAAAUACAGUCACCUCGUUGCCGGAGCCGGAGAAGGAGGAAAGGGAGAUACAGGGCGAGGGACAGAACCAAAAGAAAGCACUUGUGUCAAUUACAAUCGAAUGAGAAGCAUUCCAUUUAAUUCUUUUGGAAUUUGUGUAUGUGUUUUUCAGAUCUUGUGGCCUGAAUCAGUAAAAAUGCAAAAGAAAUAAAGUGAACACUGGACUGUGCGUGGAGAAUGCAAGUCGGAUUACUCAUUAUAGUUGACUUUUUAAAAAGCUUCAUCUGUAGUCCUGAAAAGUUCUUUAUAGGAAUGUUCUUCUUUUCAUUUGCUUUAUAUAUGAACAUAAGGUUAUCUGUUGUGGUUGUUUCUUCUGAAAUUCAGACAUUGUAAACUUGAAAUGUUUAGACAUUGUUUUUAACUGUCCUGUAAUAGAUUUUCUUUUUUUCUUUUUUUUUCCCUGAAGCUUUAUCAGCUAAAUGUUGACCCUCUAUGAGGCCAUUUGUCAAAGGAUAUUGUGUAUGAGUCAAAAGCUGUGAGAUGAUCACACCUUCGCCUUAUUCAGUCAGGCUGGAUCAUGCUAGACCUAUGAGUAGGGAAAGUUGUUCCUCUAAGAUGAUGAUUAUUAUUAUUAUUAUUAUUAUUAUUAUUAUUAUAAUUAUUUUUGGUCCCUUUGAAGCGAUUUGUUUAGUCUCAUAAAGCAGAGCGCCUUAACUGUAGCACACUGCUGUUCCCGGGCUGCAACCUGAACUUUUGAGGCUAACAAGCUGAAAUGUGAAAAGACUGUGCUACUAGUUCAUCUUCAUUCUUCUGCAGCAGAAGUCAUCCAGUAUAAUGUGCCGUUUAGCUUUAUUUUUUUAUUUUUUUUUUUUAAAAAAUAAGCUUAGACUCCAUUUACGGAAUCCUUCCUUAGUUGUGUCUCCUUUCCAGUGGAGGAAAUGAUCCAAACUCGUGUGAAGUUAACAAUCACCCACUAACCCCUACAAAGCUUCUCAUUUUAUUUUCUACUGUAUGUCAUGCUGCUAGAUUUUGACAGCUGUGCCUCACACCUAGAAACCAUUGGAUUAAGCAUUUCUUGUAAGAAUUUCGAUAUAUGAAAGAAAAAAAAAAUUGAAGAAAAUUUCCUCAAUUUCUGUAUAUCUUCAAGCAGUGAAAUUUUUCUCCAUGACUAUAGGUACCUAAUAUCUUUCCCGUAAAAUCUGAGAGAGAUUACAUGACGAAAUUGUGAAAUCUGUAUUUAGCAGUGGUCAUUAGCAAACACACACUGUCUUGUGUGCCCAUACACCCCCCCCCCCACCCCCCUAUAUUUGACAUUGCACAAGGCAAUCAUUUGGCCAAAUGCUGCUCCAUGUGAUGUUCUCAAUAAACCAAUGGUAUGGUAUGCAUUGUGCAAUAUCCAGCUUUUAGAUGACACCCAUGUUUCCAAAUAUGGCUAAAGAAUGUGAUUAUUAUUUUAUAUAUUUAUAUAUAUAUAUAUAUAUAUAUAUAUUAUUUUUUUUUUUCUUUUUGCCAAGGCCAAUAAACAGUUGAGAAAUAAUUAGCAGGACAUUCUCAAGCAAUUAGAUUUAUCUGGAAGGAUUUUUAAAGCUCUUUCGAACACCAGUUUCUCUUUUUAUUUCUGCAGUGCACUUCAUUUACAAGAAACGAAUAACAAAAGAGUGUAUCACUAUAUUGGAUGCGGUGUCCGAUGUCAUCUUGAUGGUGGUCGGUGUACUGACCAAACACAUUCAGUAAAUACAUUGCUUCCUCGAUCUCACCAGGGCUUGUGUGGUAGAUUCAAACGCCAGUGUCUUUAGUCUGAGUGUUCAGUGAUGCAUUUUCCAGCGCAGUAUUGCCUUCUGUAUCUGCUUUCUUUCUGUGGUAUCUGCAUGUUGUCCCGGUCUAAACAAAAAUAAGAGCAAAAAUUAAUAUAGCAUGGGUUGAUUUUUAUUUGUUGGAUGUUUUGGAUGUGUGUGGAACUACAGUUUUUAUGUACAAUAUUCAAACUUCUGUGUCUGAAAUGUUUCAACAGAGAGAAAACUUGGUGUUUUGAUGGUCAUGAUACUCUUUCUGAUCCUGCAUUAUAAUACGAGUCACCUUACAGUGAAAUUUUGUACAUUUCUUAUAGCAAUGUGAGUAUGAAUUGUUAUUUGACUUGAGCCUUGUAGUGUCUGCUUUUGUGACGAUGUCUUAAUGGUAUUUACUCGAACCUUCUUUGUUUUAUUCAUUUUCUUUCGUAUCUUGUGCCUUGGAUAUUAAAUCUGUAGUAUAUUUUAAUGGCUAAAACAUACAUUGAUAUGAAUUCAUACCAUUUUGUAGACAGAAUGCUGGUAGACUUAUGAUGUAGCUAGUGAUCGAAAAUAUUUUUGAAGUGCUAUACUAUUGGUUUAAUAUGUGUGCUUGUGUUUAUUUUGAUAAUGACAAAUGUACCUUUAUUGUUUUGUACCUUUUCGGUGGUCCUUAUGCCAAGACAGAUUUGCUGAAUGAUGUUUUGUAAAGUCAGCAAGUUGCAACUGAAAUUAAAUGGUUACACCCUA